Messenger RNA from Trichophyton benhamiae CBS 112371, 1293 nucleotides. Its product is annotated as DNA repair and transcription factor Ada, putative. Gene Ontology annotation, molecular function: sequence-specific DNA binding; methyltransferase activity; zinc ion binding. Gene Ontology annotation, biological process: DNA repair; regulation of DNA-templated transcription. The coding region runs from base 1 to 1293 and encodes 430 amino acids. The transcript has a single exon. Lineage: Eukaryota; Fungi; Ascomycota; Eurotiomycetes; Onygenales; Arthrodermataceae. The record is from RefSeq and is a predicted model, not a curated record.
AUGACGGCGGAAACAGACAACAAGUCGGCCUACGCCACGACCUCUGCCAGAUGGCGCGCAAUCGUCAACCGGGAUGCCGCUGCCACCGGGUUUGUGUACGGCGUGCGGACGACCAAGAUCUACUGUCGCCCCCGCUGCCCUGCCCGUCUCGCCCGCCGUGCCAACGUCGAGUUCUACGACACGCCUCUCCUGGCCGAGAAGGCGGGAUACCGCCCCUGCAAGCGGUGUAAGCCCGAAGACGUGCGCGCGCCUACCGAUCCGCACAUCAGGCUGGCCCAGCGGGCGUGCGAGACCAUGACGCUGGCUGCUCUGGCCGGCGGAGACAAGCAGCGGCCGACCCUGUCAGAUCUGUCUGGCGAGGCCGGCCUGACCCCCAGCCACUUCCACCGUGUCUUCAAGAAGGUCGUCGGGGUGACGCCAGGCAAGUUUGCCCGGGAGCUGAUGGAGCGGAAGUCGUUGGGUAAAGUUAUGGUGCCCAGCGGUAUCAAUGCGAGGAUAUGUUGGCCGCCACCUCAUCUGGCUCCCCUGGUUGGCAUGAGCAGUCCCGUGCAGGACAGUAAUAAUAAUAAUAGUGCAUCCUCGUUGGAGCCACAGGUCCAGACUCCCCCUCUUGGCGACUGUGACAUCGAUCAGAUAAUAGGGCAAGGAUAUAGUGAUCCGCAGGCCGUGGGUCCGAUCAACUGGAACGAAUUCGAUCUCAUGUUAGCUGCAGCAUCAGAUCCAAGACAACAACAGCAGCAACAACAACAACAUCACCAUCAUCAUCACCAGCAGCAACAUAUAAACUUCUCUCGUCCCCCAACGUCCACUCCUGCCUCCACCUCUGCCGCUGUCACCACCUCAUCGUCGCCUGCCGUCGGAGGAGGUAGUGGUAUCUGUAUGCCACAGACAACGGCGUCACACUCGUUUGACCCAAACUCACUCAACAACAUCCACUCCAUGCUGACUCUGGACCCCAACUCGACGUCGAACAUCAACUUCGCCCAGUACAUGGCCGAACCCAUCGACUUCUCCCCCAUGAACCCUCCCACCACCACAAAUAGCAGCACCAACACUACUACCGGCCACAGUCCGCCUGACACCUUCGCCCACCCAACUCCCAGCCCUACAUCUGUCCCUUCCCUGUAUUCCCAGCAGUCCAUCUCGCCCACUGACUCACCUCUGAUGUUCGAUUCUUACAUUGGCCUUACCGGCUCCUGGCCCCCCUUGCUGCCCGAGGACACGGACUGGCUGGACAACCAGGUUCUGCUGCCGCCAGACUACACAAGUCUAGACUUCUGUGCCAGGUCAUAA